AUGCCCCUUCUUCUAUCAUUCUUCCCCCACCUGCACACACUCAAGUCCGAUCACAUCGAUCGCUUUCCUAUCCGCUCUAUCUCCCUUUCUCAUCCCCUCGAUCUCUAUCCUCUCCUAAUCUCCUCCUCCUCUCUCUAUCCCCGUUUCUCAUCUUCUACUACUUCUCUCAUCAUCUCUUAUCUUCCUUCUCGCUCCCCUAUCUCUCUCUAUCACUCGCCACAUCUUCAUCCCCUGCAUGAUCCAUCUUUUCUCUCUCCUCGUCCGCAUCCUCAAUCAAUCCUAGCUCACCCUCCUCUUCUCCACAUCCCCUCCUCCCUCUAUCCUCUCCUCCUCUUUCCUCUACUGCUCCUCCGCUCCACUUCUGCCCCUCUCUAUCUUCUUUCCAUCAUGCUCCACUCCUUGCUAUCAUCCGGCCUCUCUUCUCGCCAUGCCUAA
This is a messenger RNA of Dicrocoelium dendriticum, 435 nucleotides long. Lineage: Eukaryota; Metazoa; Platyhelminthes; Trematoda; Plagiorchiida; Dicrocoeliidae. The record is from the annotation of a GenBank genome assembly.